This is a messenger RNA of Sordaria macrospora k-hell, 6636 nucleotides long. Lineage: Eukaryota; Fungi; Ascomycota; Sordariomycetes; Sordariales; Sordariaceae. The record is from RefSeq and is a predicted model, not a curated record.
AUGGCUUCCAACAACCCCCGCCAGAAACGCCUCAAAUACCUUUUUCGUCAGGUUAUCAACGCGGAAAGGCGAGUCAGCAGCUCCCAUGAGGCUCAGCUCUUUAUCGAAGCCAUCCAAACUUACGAACCACCGAGCACAUGUGUCGAAAUCAUUGUCUCCAGCCCUGCUGGUCUCGACGCACUCCGAGAUGCUGUCCGAGUCAACUUGUCUGCUUCAUUCUUCCUUUCGCAUACCUUUCCCCUGUUGAGAUACUUUUCCGACCCAGGUAUCAAGGCUCUCGUUGAUGGUCAGUUGCUUCAGCGGGUUCUCAGCUCACUCGGAAAACCUCCCACGCUCUGGAAAGCUCUCUUCAAACUUUUCCAUGAUCAUCAAAUCCCCGACGAUCAACUUGUGCCCUUUGUCUGGCUCGCUCUCGGACUUCUGUCUCUUCCCAAGGAUGCCGAUCUCAACAUCACAGACGAUGUCAAAACUCUCGUUGAAGGCACACGGCUGUCUCAAGCCGAGGACCACGACAUCCGCGGCCGACACGACAACGACUUUGCUUCUUUCAGGGAUAUUCUUAUCUACCCUACCGAGGACGAGUUUCUCUCCAUGCAUCAACCCUUCUACCGUACUGCAAAGGAGGUGGCUGAUGCUCCCGUAGAAUCCCGUGCUGCCGUCCAUCUAGACAAUCAGUUCAGGCUUUUACGGGAGGACAUGCUUGCCGAGUUGCGUGAGGACCUACAAGUCACAGUCGGGAAAAGGAGAGGAAACAGUCAGUCACUGGUUCUCAGUGGUCUUAUUCCUGUUGGACUUGACUUUGGUGACGAGGAAAGAGGCAGAUACAAAAAGUGCUGCCUUCUCCUUCAGUGUCACCAGGGUUUCCAGGUUCUCGAUGGACUGGGAGAAGACGACCGAAGAAGGUUUUUUCGGAAUGAAACCGCCUUCCUUCGUCAUCAGUCAUUCGGAGCACUUAGCCGCGGUAAGGAUGUCAUCGGGUUCGCCUUCCUCAAUAGGGACAUCACCUUUUUAGCUCAGUCGCCACCUAUCAUCCCACUGCAGUUCACAGAUAGUCGAAGUCUUGGACGAGCCCUGUUGGCCUUACGGCUAACAAACCCUGCCUGCAUUCAAUUCACUCCGGUAGAUACGCCGGUAUUUGCUUACGAGCCCGUGCUGAGGGGCCUCCAGGCAACGGCCGAGCUACCAUUACAAGAAUUUCUCGUCAACCCUACUGCGGAGAGCCUUAAUUUUGAGCAGGUGCCGGAGCUUCAAGACUUCGUCGGAGAACUGGUGGAGGUCCACAACGCGUUGACGGACGAUGGCUCUGCUUCCCUGGACGAAGAUGUUUGCGUAGACAAGUCUCAACUGGAGUCGUUGGUUCAUGCUCUCACGAGACCGAUUAGUCUUAUACAGGGGCCACCAGGCACGGGAAAGUCAUUCAUUGGUGCACAGAUUGCAAAGUAUUUGUUUCAGGCAGGACAAAGGAUUCUUGUGAUUAGCUUCACCAACCAUGCCCUGGAUCAGUUCCUCGAAGAUCUCAUCGAUAACGCCCAUAUUCCAGAAGAUGACAUUGUGCGUUUAGGCGCAUGGAGCAAAUGUACCCCAAGAACCGAGGCUCUCCUCCUUGCCAAGCAGCAAGGCAACUAUCGACGUUCGCGAGAUGCAUGGACCAUCAUAAACAAGCUGCGAGAAGCCAUGAAGGGAUCCAUCGUGGACCUGAGAAGAGCAUUUCACAACUAUCGAACGACCAUCGUCACCUGGGAUGAAAUCGCUGAAUUUCUUGAAUUUUCGGACGAGUACACUCAGUUUUACAAGGCCCUAAUCGUGCCUACACCAGAAGAACUGGGUUGGGAGCGUGUUGGGGAGCGUUCUGGGAAGCGACGAAAACAGGUGAAGAAGGACUAUCUAUAUCAGAGAUGGAGCGCUGGCCAGAACCCGGGAAUCUUCACUCACGAUAUUCCUGUUGAGUGCAGCCCAAUCUGGGAUAUGAAGCAAGAAGACAGGGAGAAUCACUUGAACAAGUGGAUGAAGGCACUCAUCGGGGAGCGUCUUGAAACGGUUGAGGAGCAGGUCCGACAGUUCAACGACAGUCAUGAACAGACCGAGGCGCAGUUCAAUGAGGCAGACGCGCACAUCGUGCGCCAAAAGAUGGUUAUCGGAUGUACCACCACGGCAGCAGCUAAACACUCGGGUCUGAUACGGGCCGCUAUGCCAGAUGUGGUUCUCGUGGAAGAGGCUGGAGAGAUUUUGGAGAGUCAUGUCCUCACAGCUCUGGCAUCUUCGGUCAAACAACUCGUGUUGAUUGGUGACCAUAAACAGCUUCGACCUAAAAUCAACAACUACGCCUUGUCGGUAGAGAGGGGUGACGGCUUUGAUCUGAACCGCUCCCUCUUCGAACGUCUCAUCCUCGAGGGAGCACCACACACCACUCUACGAAAGCAGCACCGCAUGGUUCCCGAGAUAUCUUUGUUUCCCCGCGAACUCACGUACCCGGAUUUGCUGGAUGGCCCAGGGACCAGUGGUCGACUGCCUGUACGAGGCUUCAGGACCGAGUAUUUCGUCAACCACAACAAGCCAGAGGACUCGGAUAGGGCGUUACGAGAGCGCCGUGACCCAGGAAUGAAGGAAAGCAAGAAGAACUCGCACGAAGCGUACAUAAUACUAAGCUACCUGAGAUACCUCGGCCAACAGGGUUAUUCUACAGACCAAAUCGUGAUCCUGACUCCAUACCUAGGACAGUUGAGGGUCUUGCGGGAUCUUCUCCAAAGGCACCAACAUGAUGCAGCAUUGAGCGAAAUGGACAAGAAGGAAUUGAUUCGCGCAGGGUUGAUGUCUGAAGCAGCUGCAAAAGUUGACAAGAAGCCACUCCGGAUCUCAACCAUUGACAACUAUCAGGGCGAGGAGAGCGACAUCAUCAUUGUCUCCCUGACUCGAAGCAACGAUACGGGGGAUAUCGGGUUUCUCUCUGCUCCAGAGCGCCUCAAUGUCCUCAUCACAAGAGCGAGGGAUUGUCUGAUCAUGAUCGGAAACAUGGACACAUUCAUGAACAGCAAGAAGGGAGCUACGACGUGGCGACCGUUCUUUGAGUUACUCAAGGCUCACAGCCAUUUCAAUGCAUUGCUCAAAUGUGGUGUGCAUAAAUGCACAUUUCGUUGCCACCGCGUUACGGACCACAGCCGAGCCGACUGUUUCGAGGUGGUGAUGAAGGUCUGCCCAAGACAACACAAGAACAAGGUGCGUUGUGUGCGACAAGACGAAGACUGUCGAGAUUGUAUACGGGAGGACAAGGAACACGAGCGCCGAAUCAAGCGAGAUCUGAAGCUUGAAGAAGACCGCGUCCGUCAACAGGUGGCGUACAACAAGCAGCUUCAAGACCUCCAGGAUGAGCUAGAACACGAACGUCGGGUCAACAAGUACAAAGCAGAUGAGUUGGCUAUGCAGCAGACGCUAGAACAGCGACGGAGAGAGCUUGAAGCUCUCAAGGAAUCCCGAGCCCGGGCCGAAGAGCAACAACAGGGGCAGAUUAAGAUCGCUCUUCGAGUUGCUGAAAAGGCCAGAAUUCGGACAGAGAGAAAUUCGCAGGCCACAGCCGUGGUGGAUUCACACGAUACCCUUGCGGACCUUCCUGACACUGCUGAAGCCGAGUGGAACCAUUUGAAAGAGUUUGAGAAUGCAUUCAGCAAGCCCAUGGAUAUACUGAUGUCCAUGAUAGGGCUGGAAGACGUCAAACAGGAGUUUCUUUCCAUCAAAUCCAAGGUAGACACUGCGGUCCGUCAAGGCAUCUCUCUGACUGAAGAGCGCUUUAGCUGCUCUAUGCUUGGGAACCCUGGGACAGGCAAAACCACUGUGGCAAGAUUGUAUGCCGAGUUUCUCACCGACGUUGGCGUCAUUCCAGGAAAACACUUUGCGGAAACCACCGGAGCGGGGCUCGCUCAUGGCGGUGUUUCCGGGUGCAAGAAGUUGAUCGACAAGAUUCUCAACGAUGGCGGAGGAGUUCUCUUCAUUGAUGAGGCAUAUCAGUUGACAUCUGGCAAUAACCCCGGCGGUGGCAGUGUGUUGGACUACCUUCUCGCCGAAGUCGAAAAUCUGAGAGGCAAGCUCGUCUUUGUCCUUGCUGGCUACAGCAAACAAAUGGAAAGCUUCUUCGCCCACAAUCCAGGCCUUCCAAGUCGGUUCCCGAUUGACAUGAGCUUCGCAGACUACACGGACGAUGAGCUUCUAAGGAUCUUCGAGCUCAAGGUGAACAAGAAGUACAAAAACGCGAUGGACUGCGAGGACGGACUGCGAGGCCUUUACUGCCGGAUCAUUGCCAGGCGGAUUGGGCGAGGACGAGGCAAGGAAGGCUUUGGCAAUGCUCGCACUGUCGAGAACAACAUUGACAUUAUCUCCCGAAGACAGGCAAACAGGAUCAGGCGGGAGCGCAAAGCAGGAAAGACCAAUGUCGAUGAUUUGUUCUUUACCAAGGAGGAUCUCAUUGGCCCAGAACCAGCCGAAGCCCUCAACAAAUGCCAGGCCUGGAAGAAGCUGCAGCAGCUUAUUGGUCUUGCGUCUGUCAAGGAAGCAGUCAAAGCGCUUGUUGACAGCAUCCAGCAGAAUUACAAGAGAGAGUUAGCCGAGCAGCCACCUAUUCAGUACUCCCUCAACAAAGUCUUCCUGGGGAAUCCGGGAACUGGCAAAACGACGGUAGCCAAACUGUAUGGAGAGAUCCUCGCUGCACUCGGGUUGCUUUCCAAAGGUGAAGUGGUCGUCAAGAAUCAGUCUGACUUUGUUGGCGGCGCCCUUGGGCAGUCAGAACAACAGACUAAAGGCAUCCUCGCUGCAACUCUGGGCAAGGUUCUGGUCAUCGACGAGGCCUACGGCCUUUACGGCGGGGGAUCCACUUCCGAUCCAUACAAGACGGCCGUCAUCGACACCAUUGUGGCAGAGGUUCAAAGCGUUCCAGGUGACGACCGGUGCGUCUUGCUGCUGGGCUAUAAGGAACAGAUGGAAACAAUGUUCCAAAACGUCAAUCCUGGUCUUGCCCGCCGCUUUCCCAUUGCUUCAGGGUUCGACUUCGAAGAUUUCUCGGAUGAGGAGCUUCGCAAGAUCUUCGAUCUCAAGAUCAAGCAGCAAGGCUAUCAGGCCACUCCUAAGGCCACGGCGGUGGCAAUGGACAUCUUGAAGCGGACUCGGAACCGACCAAACUUUGGCAACGCCGGUGAAAUCGACAUCUUGCUGGAUGCUACGAAGGCUCGUCAUCAGCGACGAUUCUCCAAGGGGCAAGCACAGCCGGAGACACUUGAACCUCAAGACUUUGAUCCAGACUUCGACAGGGCUUCGAGGUCGGAGACCAACAUCCGGAAGCUUUUCGAGGGUUCAGUGGGCUCUGAGGAUGUCAUCACUUUGCUGGAGCGCUACCAGGAGACGGUGCGAAUAUUCAAGUCCCUUGACAUGGAUCCCAAGGAGAACAUCCCCUUCAAUUUCCUCUUCAGAGGGCCUCCUGGUACCGGCAAGACUACUACUGCUAAGAAAAUGGGCAAGGUCUUUUAUGACAUGGGCUUCCUGUCUACCGCUGAGGUGGUUGAAUGUUCUGCAACUGAUAUGAUCGGGCAGUAUGUUGGACAAACCGGCCCGAAGGUAACCAGUCUUUUGGACAAGGCACUUGGGAGAGUCCUUUUCAUCGACGAGGCCUAUCGAUUGGCCGACGGACCGUAUGCCAAGGAGGCUAUGGAUGAGCUGGUUGAUUCGGUUACCAAAGAUCGGUACUACAAGAAGCUGAUCAUCAUCCUCGCUGGCUACGAGGCAGACAUCAAUCGCUUGAUGUCAGUCAACACUGGCUUAACGUCCCGUUUCCCCGAGGUCAUCAACUUCCGAGCACUUUCCCCAGAAGAGUGUAUUCAAUUGCUGAGCAGACUGCUUGAGAAACAACAAGGCGUCCUCAAGUCCAAAGGCAAGGAGCUUGAUCUCUCCUGCCUGACGAACCCAAAACCUAUCUUCAAGAAAUCGAUGUUUUUGCGCUGCAAGGAAGGCCUCGCCAAGGGGCACAUCGUCCUCACCGAGGAGAUCGUCAGGCAGGAACUUAGAGGGGUCAUGACCGAGCGAGCUUCGCGAAGCAAGGCGGCGGGAGCGGCAACCGGCGCACCAACUGGCUUGCCUGAUGGCUUGCAGCAGUUCUUCCAGCCCCCACCACAGCAAAAUCAACCAUCUUUCAACAUCUCUACGGCAACUUCUACCUCGUUCUCACAAGGGCAAUUCCGUGUCGUCGAAGAGAUAUUCUCAGAAGAUGAAGAGGAGGAACAAGAGCCUGCGCCCGCUCCCGUCGAGACUCGAAAGCAAACAGCCGACUCCAACUCCAAGUACGCAGCCCAGCGCGACGCAGGAGUAAGUGAUGCAGUUUGGGAACAGCUCCAGCGCGACCGCAAGGCCGAGGAGGAGCAGGAAGAGGAAUACGAGCGGCUGAAAGAGGAAGCGAAGAAGGCUUCAGAUGCGGCCCGGGACAAGAUUGUGAAGAGGCUGCUGGAGGAAGAGGCCAGGAGGAAAAGGGAGCAAGAGAUGCAGAUGAAGUUAAAGAUGAUGGGGGCUUGUCCAAUGGGGUUUAACUGGAUCAAGCAAUCGGGCGGGUAUAGAUGCGCUGGAGGAAGCCAUUGGAUGGGGGAUGCGGUGUUGGGGGUGAACUGA